Messenger RNA from Tripterygium wilfordii, 1467 nucleotides. RefSeq names its product E3 ubiquitin-protein ligase FANCL-like. Lineage: Eukaryota; Viridiplantae; Streptophyta; Magnoliopsida; Celastrales; Celastraceae. Gene Ontology annotation, cellular component: Fanconi anaemia nuclear complex; nucleus. Gene Ontology annotation, biological process: interstrand cross-link repair; protein monoubiquitination. The transcript is spliced from 11 exons. The record is from RefSeq and is a predicted model, not a curated record. The coding region runs from base 324 to 1229 and encodes 301 amino acids. Gene Ontology annotation, molecular function: ubiquitin protein ligase activity.
AAAAGUCGAAUGACUUUUGUUUAGCGUGAAACAAAGUAGAUGGACUGGUUGAUAUUUUAUGGACUUGAUUGAUAUUUUUUCAAAGUACAACGGUGAUUUGGAUGCUUAUCCAAGAUGAUUUAUUAGAAUCGCAUUUUUAGCCUCCUCGGCAAUUGGCGCCAAUUGAGAAGCCAAACAGCCAGUGGCGGCGUUCAGAAAGCUGAGCUGACGAUUUCCCAUCAACUCCUUUACACAGAGAACCACAACGCCAUCGGAAAGCUGAGCCGACGUUUCCCUUUAGAAAGAAUCCAUCGACGUUGACGGAAAAUUCUGAGUGGGAAGGAAUGGAGCAUUGCGAUUUCUCUAAUAAAAUGGAGCGCAAUGAACAAAGUAGAUGCAGGCGGUUGGCCAAUUUAUCUUCAUUUUACCGCUCAAUAUACUCAGAGAUAGAAGAGGUUGGAUGGGAGCAUCUAGUGAGGUUGGGAGGGGACAUGACAUUUCUAAGCUUUCGAAUACUAGAUAAGACGGGAAGAGUGCAUAUUGUGGAGGUUCAGCUGGAUAAAACCUAUCCAAAAACCUCACCAUCGAUUUCAGCAGAUUUACCUUGCAUACCUAAUCUAGAAUGGUCAAGAAAUUCAAGACUGAAAGAUUUGGUGCAGCAGUUCCAAGAGCAUGUGGAUAAAUUUCAAGAAUUUUGGUCUAUAUUGGAUGACAUUGACAAAUCUCUUUGGGUUAUUGAUCUGAACAAACCAUCUCAUGCCAUUUCCUCUCGUCAAAUCAAUAUAGGGAAUGAUUGUUUCAUCAUGCUUUUUAUCAAUCCCAAUGACCCGAGAUCUUUACCAGAGUAUCGCUUUAUCGGUCCUCUUCAAUCUAUCAAUUCCUUGACAAAGAUCUGGCAAAAGAAUAGUAAAAGAUGGACAAAAGAGAGACCGUUUCUGGAAAAUCUUACUUUUGUUCUGGAAACUCAACUGCCAAGGCCUGCUGAUGUCCAGAUGAAUGAUCAGCAAGAUGAAUGUGGAAUUUGUUAUGCUCAAUGUCUUCCCAUUGAUGAUGAGCUUGGUACGAAGCUAGAAAUUGUAACCGACUAUAUUUGUGACAAUAGCAGUUGUAGCAAGGCUUUCCAUAGUAUAUGUCUUGCAGAGUGGUUACGUUCCAUCACAACAACUAGGCAGUCAUUUAAUGUCCUGUUCGGGAAAUGUCCAUACUGUUCAGAACCUGUUGCAGUGAAAAUUGACAAUGCAAAGAAGUAAUUCUCCAACUUUAUUAGAUUCUUAUAAAAGAUCUCCAACUGAUGGAUGCAAAUACUCUGUUAUGUGCCAAUGAUUGUGCUAUUUGUGUGGUUUUGAAGCUUCGUUUGGCACCUAAAUAAAUUCCAUUUUAAAAACUUUACUGAUGUGAGGAGCAUCCAUCUGAUAUCUAGUUAUUGUAUUUGCUACUCUUAUGUUCCAUUAAUUAUGACCUGCGAUCUCAUGCGUAUGUGGUUUUCCA